AUGACCACUAAUAGUAUAAUCACAAAAGAAAAAUCACCUAUGCUUGGUGAGGAAAAACCAUUGAUUUUUGAUUCAUCCCAUAUGAAAAAUGAGUUCAACAUUCCUACACAAUAUAUAUGGCCAGAUGAUGAGAAGCCAUGUGUUGUAGCACAAGAACUUCAUGUUCCUCUUAUUGACUUAAUGAGUUUCUUUUCUGGUGACCCCGUCGCGACCCAACAAGCAUCUAGGCUUGUUGAUGAAGCGUGCAGGAGUCAUGGUUUCUUUCUUGUAGUAAAUCACGGAGUUGAGUCUAAUCUAAUCUCCAAUGCCCAUCGUUACAUGGACACGUUCUUUGACAUGCCUCUCUAUGAAAAACAAAAAGCUCGGAGAAAAAUUGGUGAGCAUUGUGGCUACGCCAGCAGCUUUACUGGAAGAUUUUCUUCGAAACUUCCUUGGAAAGAGACACUCUCUUUACGAUACACCGCUAAAGAAAACUCAUCUCACAUAAUUAAAGAGUAUUUUCAAAGGACAUUGGGUGAAAGUUUCAAUAAUCUCGGGUAAGGACAAUUGACUAUCCUAAUACUCUUCUUUUUCAAUUUUUUGUCGUACUUUACUUUUUGGUAUGCUUCAAAAACUUUUUUUUUCUUUUUUUGAAAGACAUGUUUAAGACCAGACUACUAAACUAAAUGAUAUACUUGUAUAUUUUACAAUCUUUUGUUUAAGAUUACUGGAUUCAAAAGUCUUUCUUUGCUUACUUAAAUUUUAUGUGAAAUAAAAAUCAGACAAACAAAUUGAAACAAAAAAGUGUUUGUUUUUCUAUUUAUCAACUAUGUAAUCAAUUAACCUCUUUUUCUUUAAUUAUGCAGGAAUGUUUAUCAAGAAUAUUGCAAUUCCAUGAAUACACUUUCUCUUAGGAUCAUGGAACUCUUAGGAAUCAGCCUGGGUGUACAAAAGAGUCACUUUAAAGAGUUUUUCGAAGACAAUGAUUCCAUAAUGAGACUCAACUACUAUCCCCCGUGCCUGAAACCAG
Molecule: messenger RNA, 1009 nt
Organism: Solanum lycopersicum (tomato)
Lineage: Eukaryota; Viridiplantae; Streptophyta; Magnoliopsida; Solanales; Solanaceae
Source: RefSeq, a predicted model, not a curated record